GGGCGGUCUGAGCGCAUCCAGACUGGUCUUUCUCCCCGCAUCCAGUCCAGCUUCGUUGCAUCGCCUGAUAACUCUAGAAAAGCCUGCCUUCGACCCACGGUUCCGCUUCGUUUUCUCCUCUUCUGGGUAGAUAAACAAUCGAUUGUCUCGAAGAAUACUCCUUGACCGUCUCUUUUGCCUCCCAAUCUCAGGACGCUUCCAUCUCCAAGCUACGAUAAUGAUGCCCCAGGCCCCGGACGGCACAGGCGUCGUCCAGCUGGACCCGUGGCUCGAGCCCUACAAGGAGGCACUGCGCACCCGCUUCAGUUACGCGCAGAAAUGGAUCAAGGCCAUCGAGGAGAGUGAAGGUGGACUGGAGAAGUUUAGCAAGGGCUACGAGAAAUUCGGGCUCAAUGUCAGCGCAAACGGAGACAUUACCUAUCGAGAAUGGGCACCCAAUGUGAUCCAGGCCCAUCUGAUUGGCGAUUUCAAUAAUUGGGAUCGUACCGCGACGCCUAUGAAGAAGAACGACUUCGGGGUCUGGGAAGUGACUCUACCGGCGAAGGAUGGAAUGCCUGCUAUUCCGCAUAAUAGCAAGCUGAAGAUCACGAUGGAGAUACCCGGCGGAGAGCGUAUUGACAGACUGCCAGCCUGGAUCAAGCGUGUUGUCCAGGAUCUGUCAGUGUCGCCUGUUUACGAAGCCGUCUUCUGGAACCCGCCCGCGGAGGAGCGGUAUACCUUCAAGCAGCAACGCCCAAAGAGGCCCGAGAGUCUUCGCAUCUACGAAGCUCACGUCGGUAUCUCGUCCCCGGAGACGAGAGUCGCGACGUACAAGGAAUUCACCAAGAAUAUGCUACCGCGCAUUAAGUAUCUUGGAUAUAACGCGAUUCAGCUUAUGGCCAUUAUGGAACAUGCCUACUAUGCCAGUUUUGGGUACCAAGUCAAUAACUUCUUCGCGGCCAGCAGUCGAUACGGUACCCCAGAAGACCUGAAAGAGUUGAUCGACACCGCGCACAGCCUCGGUCUAGUCGUUCUCCUCGAUGUCGUCCACAGUCAUGCAUCGAAGAAUGUGCUGGAUGGUCUGAACAUGUUCGACGGGACUGAUCAUCUGUACUUCCAUGGAGGUGGCAAGGGUCAGCAUGAGCUCUGGGACAGUCGCCUGUUCAACUACGGUCAUCACGAAGUCCUCCGUUUUCUGCUGAGCAACCUGCGGUUCUGGAUGGAAGAGUAUCGGUUUGAUGGGUUCCGAUUUGAUGGUGUCACGAGCAUGCUCUAUACUCACCACGGCAUUGGGACUGGAUUCUCCGGUGGAUACCACGAAUACUUCGGGCCCUCGGUUGAUGAAGAUGGCGUGAUGUAUCUGCAGAUAGCAAACGAAAUGCUUCAUCAGCUCUAUCCUGAGGUUAUCACAGUGGCUGAAGAUGUGUCAGGAAUGCCUGCACUAUGUCUCCCACUCUCCCUCGGUGGAGUUGGCUUUGAUUACCGUCUAGCAAUGGCUGUCCCAGAUCUUUACAUCAAGUGGUUGAAAGAGAAGGCCGACGAUGAAUGGGAUAUGGGCAACCUUUCCUUCACGCUCACAAACAGAAGACAUGGAGAAAAGACAAUAGCCUAUGCGGAGAGCCACGAUCAAGCACUUGUCGGAGAUAAAACCCUGAUGAUGUGGCUCUGCGAUAAGGAGAUGUACGACCACAUGUCAGUUCUUUCACCACUCACGCCUAUCAUCGAGCGUGGCAUGUCACUGCACAAAUUAAUCCGUCUGGUCACCCAUGGUCUCGGUGGGGAGGGCUACUUGAACUUCGAGGGUAACGAGUUUGGUCACCCCGAAUGGCUUGACUUCCCACGCGAGGGCAACGGCAACUCUUUCUGGUAUGCUCGUCGCCAGCUGAACCUGACGGAGGACCCUCUGCUGCGAUACCGUUUCCUGAACGAAUUCGAUCGCGCGAUGCAGUUGACAGAAGAGAAAUACGGCUGGCUCCACUCGCCUCAGGCGUAUGUGAGCUUGAAGAACGAGACAGAUAAGGUCCUGGUGUUCGAGCGCGCGGGCCUGCUCUGGAUCUUCAACUUCCACCCAACAAACAGCUUCACCGAUUAUCGCGUCGGUGUCGAAACAGCGGGUACGUACCGCAUCGUACUCGACUCCGACGACACCGAGUUUGGUGGCUUCGGUCGUAACCAGAAGGAAACGAGGUUCUUCACCACCGAUCUACCAUGGAACGGAAGAAAGAACUUUGUGCAGGUCUACAUCCCGACACGGACAGCACUUGUUCUAGCUUUGGAGGAGACGCUGUAAAUUAAUUUACUUCGAAUGCACAUUACCGCUGACGCCAAUACACUCUCUGAUGUCCUGGGCCUACUUUGUUUCAUUUUCUAUUCUGCGCAAGACUGCAGUCUUUAUCGCAUUUUCGAUCCGUUGUCAUUAAUAACUGCCCAUGUCUCGAACAAUGGGUAAUCUCAACAAUGCUACCAUAUCCUCUCCAGUUUGUCGGAUGUCAAAGUAAUGUUUGAAUGAGUAAAUUCUAUAUUCUAUAUCUAUACAGUUAUGA
Paecilomyces variotii is the source of this 2522-nucleotide messenger RNA. RefSeq names its product 1,4-alpha-glucan branching enzyme. The transcript is spliced from 8 exons. Lineage: Eukaryota; Fungi; Ascomycota; Eurotiomycetes; Eurotiales; Thermoascaceae. Gene Ontology annotation, cellular component: cytoplasm. The coding region runs from base 218 to 2269 and encodes 683 amino acids. Gene Ontology annotation, biological process: glycogen biosynthetic process. Gene Ontology annotation, molecular function: 1,4-alpha-glucan branching enzyme activity; hydrolase activity, hydrolyzing O-glycosyl compounds; cation binding. The record is from RefSeq and is a predicted model, not a curated record.